Messenger RNA from Pistacia vera, 1149 nucleotides. RefSeq names its product deSI-like protein At4g17486. Gene Ontology annotation, molecular function: deubiquitinase activity. NCBI's taxonomy places the organism in Eukaryota, Viridiplantae, Streptophyta, Magnoliopsida, Sapindales, Anacardiaceae. Gene Ontology annotation, biological process: protein deubiquitination. The transcript has 5 exons. The record is from RefSeq and is a predicted model, not a curated record. The coding region runs from base 191 to 865 and encodes 224 amino acids.
CCCCCACUUCGUCUCUCCUUUCCCUUUCUAAAAGACACCAAAAAAACUGCUUCAUUUUCUUCAACACUUCCUCUCUUCGAUCUCUGCUCAAUUCCCUCCAACUCAUCUCUUGCUUUUCUUGGUUUAAUGUGGAUUGAGAUGAGCUGGUGAUUUAGAAUUAGAGGCUUUGAGGUGUGAUUGUUUGAAUACAAUGCGAUUGUUCUCAUCAAGCUCAAGCUUCAGUCUGACAAAAGAGCAGAGUAGCGGUCGGAGCAAUCGUGUAGCGUUGUUUCUCAAUGUGUAUGACCUUACACCAGUAAAUAACUACCUUUACUGGUUUGGGCUUGGGAUAUUCCAUUCUGGUAUUGAAGCUCAUGGAUUGGAAUACGGCUUUGGCGCCCAUGAGUACCCUACCAGUGGAGUUUUUGAGGUGGAACCAAGAAGUUGUCCUGGCUUCAUUUUCAGGCGGUCAGUGUUGUUGGGCAGCACAAACAUGUCUCGUUCGGAAUUUCGAUCCUUCAUGGAACAAAUUUCUGGGAAAUAUCAUGGGGACACCUACCAUUUGAUUGCCAAGAACUGCAACCAUUUUACUGAGGAAGUCUGUUUGCAGCUAACUGGAAAGCCUAUUCCAGGAUGGGUAAAUCGCCUGGCUCGAUUAGGUUCUUUCUGUAAUUGUCUGCUGCCAGAGAGCAUUCAGAUAACUGCAGUUAGACAUCUUCCCGAUCAUCCAUCCUAUUCUGAUGAUGAUGGACCAGAGUCUGUUGUGUCAUCUUUAACGGCUGGGAGCGAAGAUGAGGAGGCAGAUCAUCAUCUGCUGACUUCACCAAAUAGUGAUGUUGCUUUUCUAAAAGAUAAACCAGUGAGGCUAGCAAAGGAACUACUUUGAUUUUUUUCCUUCCAACGAUUCCUAUUUUUUUUUUUUUGACUACCGUGGGUCUUUAACUGUUGUUUGUAAUUGUAGUAUAAAAUGUAGUGUAUCAAGGAAUCCACCGUCUCAGUUUAAUUUGAGCUCUUCGAUAUCUCUUUUCUAUUGCCUACAUUUGUUCUAACUCAUGAUUAUGUUCAGGAUUCAGCUUGUUACAACCAUAAUAUUCAAUUUGUUAAUGUGUAACCCUUGUAAUUCUAGCGACGUUGAUAAAUUCAUAUUAAACCGGUGUAUCAGUUUAUGAA